AUGAGAAAGAAAUUGAGUUGAUGGAAGAAGUAAAUUAUAAUUUAGUUGAAAAAGAAAAGGGAUCAGAAGAUGAAUGUGAUGAAGAUGAUGAUUCUAGAGUAUUUGUGUUAGAUGAAUCAGCUCUGGAAACUGCAAAAACUAUAUUUGGUUUACAGAAUCUUCAAGAUAUACAAGAUGGCGAAGGGGAAAGUGAUGAGGAGGAAAGUGAUGAGGAGGGAAGUGAUGAGGAUUUUCAUAUACUCAAUAAUAGUGGUGAUGAAGGAGACUUUGUUAUACCUGAUGCUAAUCCAACAAAGCUAUCACCAUGUGUUAUAAUUGAUAAUUACAACUCAGAAGGGAAGAUUUCUCAAUGUUGUUCAACAGAAAAAUUAGUACCAUUAGCACGGCUCUUUGGAACAUGGGAAGUUGAUGUAUCUGCAGGUUCUGAUUAUGAUUUAUAUGAAUAUGGAGUUUGUACCAGCCAUUUUAAUUUUGAUCUUAAACAACUUCACAAUCCUAAUUCUACAAAAAAAAAUAUUAAUAAUAGUAAAAUUCAUAAAAAAAAAUGUCUCAUGUGUAAUAAAAUCAAGUAUUUUUUUGCUAGAGGUAAUAAUUGUACUCAACAUACCUGGAAUAUUGUUGGAAGAAAUAUACAAGUUCCAUGUCUUGGCCUAAAAUCCUGUUCAGCAUUCAUGGAAAUUCAUAAUGUUGCUUCCAAUACUUCAAAUGAACAACGUGUACGUAAUAUUUGCACAAAAUGUUUUGAGUCUUGCGGUGGACAUUUACAUAUACGUGGAGGAUCAGGAAACAAAUCCAAUUCUAAAUUAUGUGCUAAUAAUGGAAUGCAUGAAGAUGAUGCAACUUUGGUAUUAGAUUUAUUUGCAAAUUGGAUCUCAAAAGUUGCUAAUUCUGGAAAUGAUGAUGAAAAAAAGAGGUUAAUAUGGUAUUUAAUACCUCUAUUAGAAACAACAACAAAAAGUACUGAUAAUAAUAUAUCUAAAAUGAUACCUAAUCCUUUACUCAUAAAAACUGCCAUGAAAUUAAAUAGCUUUGACUCUAGCCUGCAAACAGAACAACGAAAUCCAAAAGUUGAAGACUACAAAAAGUUUGGUGAGGAAUUAGGUAUUUCCAUUUUGAAUUCACGUAAAGCACUUGAGCAGAAUCUUUAUAUCUUAGAGAAUCCUACCAACUUGAAUGAGUAUUACGAUGCUUUUCCAAAAACUUUAACCAAAUUUUUUGAUGGCCUAGUUGGUUCUAUAAAACAAAAAAAGCAUCAGAUCAAUGAAAGAAAGAGAAGGCAGAAUGGAAAAUUGUCAAAAAUCUUUGAUACCUCAUCAGUUAUGAAGAUUACAACCUUUUUUGUCUCAAUUAUCUUCACAAUGGCUUUUCCAAAAUGGAAAAUUUGGUUUACCCAUGUAAUGGCUUCCCUUUGUCGUAGACCAAAAAUGAUUACAACACUACAAUCUAUACUUCAUAGAGUUCAUGCUGUUUCUUAUUCACAAGGUUAUGAAAUAGAAUUACAAAAAACCAGAAUGAAAAAUGCCAAACCUGAAUCAAAACUUAUUGAGAGUCCUUAUACUUUGAAUAUAUGUGCUAUUGACAACAUUGAUUUUAAAGAUAUUACCUUUCGUUAUAGUAAUAUUUAUGAUGCAACCAGAAACUCUGCACAUGCUACUCUCAGAAUGGUCUUCCAAUUUCAGCUUCCUUUACCUGUUGCUACAUUUUUGCAAAAUUACCAACAAGAUACUUUGGAAUUGAAGUUAUUUGGAACAUCAACUUUUACUGAAGAGUGGGAAAAUAAAGUUGGUAUGAUUUUUCAAAACUUUCUUAAAACUUGUGGAAAUGAUUUUGAUUUUCAGGAUAUCCAUAGAGAGAUUGCCUCAAAAGUUGAAUUGGGUUGCAAAAUUCCACCUCCAAAUGUUGUGAUUCUUAAGCCAGGUGAAGCACCUAAAAAUGAUAAAGCAGUCUUUGAUUCAAUAGAUAUGUAUAUUGAUGAUCUUAAACAAAAU
Messenger RNA from Entrophospora candida, 1988 nucleotides. The record is from the annotation of a GenBank genome assembly. NCBI's taxonomy places the organism in Eukaryota, Fungi, Glomeromycota, Glomeromycetes, Entrophosporales, Entrophosporaceae.